AUGGCGGAAGGUAUUGACAGAAAGGCGGAAGAGCGCAUCGAUUUUACGACUUCGAAAGAGGUGACAGUCGCACCAACCUUCGAGGACAUGCAUCUCAAGGAGAACUUACUGCGCGGAAUAUAUGCCUAUGGAUAUGAAUCGCCCUCAGCUGUCCAAUCAAGAGCCAUUGUCCAGAUUUGCAAAGGCCGCGACACUAUUGCUCAGGCACAGUCUGGUACAGGAAAAACUGCUACAUUCUCAAUAAGCAUUCUACAAGUCUUAGAGACCUCAAUCCGGGAGACCCAAGCUCUCAUACUUUCUCCUACCCGUGAACUUGCUACCCAGAUUCAGAGCGUGAUAAUGGCCCUUGGUGACUACAUGAACGUUCAAUGUCAUGCAUGCAUCGGCGGGACGAACGUUGGAGAAGAUAUCCGUAAGCUCGACUAUGGUCAACAUGUGGUUUCCGGAACGCCUGGAAGAGUGGCAGACAUGAUCCGGCGCCGCAACCUACGAACCCGGCACAUCAAAAUGCUGGUACUUGACGAGGCAGACGAGCUUUUGAAUCGAGGUUUCCGCGAACAAAUCUACGAUGUGUACCGAUAUCUCCCGCCUGCAACCCAAGUAGUGGUCGUCUCUGCUACGCUUCCGUACGAUGUCUUGGACAUGACAACGAAAUUCAUGACAGAUCCUGUUCGCAUCCUGGUCAAACGUGACGAGUUGACACUCGAAGGUCUUAAACAGUAUUUCAUCGCGGUUGAGAAAGAGGAGUGGAAAUUUGACACACUCUGUGACCUGUACGACACGCUUACCAUCACCCAGGCCGUCAUAUUUUGCAAUACACGUCGCAAGGUGGACUGGUUGACCGACAAAAUGCGCGAGGCAAACUUCACAGUCAGCAGCAUGCAUGGUGAAAUGCCACAGAAGGAACGGGACAGCAUCAUGUCUGAAUUUCGCCAGGGCAAUUCUCGAGUCUUGAUUUCCACAGACGUAUGGGCGAGAGGUAUUGACGUCCAGCAAGUCAGCCUUGUAAUCAACUACGAUCUUCCCAGCAAUCGAGAGAACUACAUUCACCGCAUUGGUCGAAGUGGACGGUUUGGCAGGAAAGGUGUAGCCAUCAACUUCGUCACAAGCGAAGAUAUUAGAAUCUUGAGAGAUAUCGAACUCUACUACUCGACACAAAUUGAUGAAAUGCCAAUGAACGUCGCGGAUCUGCUUGGCUAG
Molecule: messenger RNA, 1200 nt
Organism: Endocarpon pusillum Z07020
Lineage: Eukaryota; Fungi; Ascomycota; Eurotiomycetes; Verrucariales; Verrucariaceae
Product: ATP-dependent RNA helicase fal1
Exons: 3
Coding region: 1-1200 (399 amino acids)
Cellular component (GO): nucleolus; catalytic step 2 spliceosome
Molecular function (GO): ATP binding; mRNA binding; RNA helicase activity
Source: RefSeq, a predicted model, not a curated record